Molecule: messenger RNA, 1918 nt
Organism: Cuscuta campestris
Lineage: Eukaryota; Viridiplantae; Streptophyta; Magnoliopsida; Solanales; Convolvulaceae
Source: the annotation of a GenBank genome assembly
GCCCAUUCUCAUCCAUCCUCCACCACCACUUCGCCUUGAUCAUUCUAAUCACCACCGUCGUCGUCGUCGUCGUCGUCAACCACCAUGGUUCUGUCGAAGACCACCUCCCACACCGACGCCUCCGUCCAGUCCUCCACCUUCGCCUCCCGAUAUGUCCGCACCUCUCUCCCCCGGUUUCAGAUGGGGAAGGAAUCGAUCCCGAAGGAGGCGGCGUACCAGAUAAUCAACGACGAGCUGAUGCUGGACGGAAACCCGAGGCUGAACCUCGCCUCAUUCGUGACCACGUGGAUGGAGCCCGAGUGCGACAAGCUCAUCAUGGCCUCCAUCAACAAGAACUACGUCGACAUGGACGAAUACCCCGUCACCACCGANCCCCCCACACCCCACUCCUCCCUCGUUUCGUUUCCUUCUCAAUCUUUGUUUAGGCGUAGACUGAAUUCUAAUUAUGGAAUUGGAAUUGAGGACUUCAAUUCCAAUUCUGCGCAUCUGUUCAACGCGCCGCUGGGGGAAGGGGAGGCCGCCGUGGGAGUAGGGACGGUGGGGUCGUCGGAAGCCAUAAUGCUCGCCGGAUUAGCUUUCAAGAGGAAAUGGCAGAACAAGAUGAAAGCCCAGGGAAAGCCCACCGACAGGCCCAACAUUGUCACCGGUGCCAACGUUCAGGUAUGUUGGGAGAAAUUUGCGAGGUACUUUGAGGUGGAGCUGAAGGAGGUGAAGCUGAGGGACGGGUACUACGUGAUGGACCCGGAGAAGGCGGUGGAGAUGGUGGACGAGAACACCAUCUGCGUGGCGGCCAUCCUGGGGUCCACCCUCAACGGCGAGUUCGAGGACGUCAAGCGCCUCAACGACCUGCUGGCGGACAGGAACCGGGAGACGGGGUGGGAGACGCCCAUCCACGUGGACGCCGCCAGCGGCGGCUUCAUCGCGCCGUUCAUCUACCCGGAGCUGGAGUGGGACUUCCGGCUGCCGCUGGUGAAGAGCAUCAACGUCAGCGGGCACAAGUACGGGCUGGUUUACGCCGGGAUCGGCUGGGUCAUCUGGAGGAGCAAGGAGGACUUGCCUGAUGAGCUCAUCUUCCACAUCAAUUAUCUCGGUGCUGAUCAACCCACUUUCACUCUCAACUUCUCCAAAGGUUCAAGCCAAGUAAUUGCCCAAUACUACCAACUAAUUCGAUUGGGUUUUGAGGGCUACAAAAACAUAAUGGAGAACUGCCAAGAGAAUGCAAUAGUGUUGAGGGAAGGGCUGGAGAGCACAGGUAAGUUCAACAUAGUGUCAAAGGACAAGGGGGUCCCCCUGGUGGCCUUCUCCCUGAAGGACAACAGCCGCCACACGGAGUUCGAGAUCUCCGACGUCCUCCGCCGCUACGGCUGGAUCGUCCCCGCCUACACCAUGCCGCCCAACGCCGAGCACGUCACCGUCCUCCGAGUCGUCGUCCGCGAGGACUUCUCCCGCACCCUCGCCGAGCGCCUCGUCAAGGACGUCCAGAAGGUCUUGGAGGAGCUCGACUCCCUCCCCGCCAAGGUCGGCGCCCGGCUGGCGGCGGCCGCCGAGGAGACGCCCGGCGUCGACGUCGCGGUGCAGAAGAAGAGCGAGCGCGAGGUCACGCUCGAGAUCACCACGGCGUGGAAGAAGUUCGUUGCUGAUAAGAAGGUCAAGACUAACGGCGUCUGUUAACGUUACAUGUGCGCUAUAAUAUAUGGGACGAUCUUAAUAAAAAAACGAACUUAAUUAUGGAGUAGUUUGCAAGGGAGAACCCUUAAUUAGCAUGUGGUUCAUCCUUGCUUAUAAUAUAUGGACGCUUAUUCUCACCAAAUGCUCUUGAUUUAUAUAUAUACUCUUGAUUUAUGAAGACCCUUUUAUAUUAUCUCUAUACUUUUAUAAUGUAAGUCUUCCAUAUAUGGAAUAAAGGACACACAAUAUC